Messenger RNA from Macrobrachium nipponense, 4825 nucleotides. RefSeq lists its product as uncharacterized. Lineage: Eukaryota; Metazoa; Arthropoda; Malacostraca; Decapoda; Palaemonidae. The transcript is spliced from 4 exons. Bases 1043 to 2857 code for a protein of 604 amino acids. The record is from RefSeq and is a predicted model, not a curated record.
CCGAAGCUAGUAGAGCGAGAUCCCAUACGCCAGUAUCUCUUUUCUUCAGUGUUAUUUGUACAACGACUUUGCUUUUAGUCUCCGUACCCGUUUGGCCAAGUCUCUUAAAUUCUCGUUCUUGCUCCACAUGCGGUCAUCUUAUCCCUCGUAGGCUUGCUUUGCGAGCUGAUGGCCUACGUUAUAGGCUUGAUUUCACGCCGUUUUCGACCUAAUUUCGAAUAACAAUCACGACAGGCUCGAACAAUGAUAACUUCAUAUCGCAAAAAAUAAAAUAAUUUCCUAUCCAAUCCUGGAAAUCCCACUCGUUUCUCCAGCCAUGACAGAAAAACGAGACUGAUUGACUCGGUUCGUUCGCCAGCGAAUCCUUCACUCGACGACGAUAUCUCGCGACCCUCCUUCCCAUCAUGAACGUGCCCUCGAGGAAGGCGAGUGUCCGUAACUGAUAAGGCGGUUAAAAGUGAACAGACAUCUGUUUUUUGUGGUUCCCCUCGGACCAGAGACAGGAUUCUCGCGUCGAAAAAAAGAGUGAAGAGGAAAUCCGCGGGAAAAAUUACUUGGAAUCCAGGAUGGGUCGAAUAAGAAUCAGACUUUGGUACUGGUUACUGGCUGUGGCUGCAACGACCGUUUUUGGCAAAUCUGUAGCCGCCAGAGAGUCCCGCAAAGAACCAGACCUAGCCACUUCCUCCCUGGGAGGCAACCUUCUCGGGGAACCGACGUCCUCACCCCUUGGUGGUGGUAGUCAGGGAAACCAGCGAGAGAAAGGAGACGUCUCAAAGACUGCUGGUAUCGAUAUCGACUACGACUACUUCAUGUUCGGAGUCCAGAAAGCCGUCUCUGAUGAGGAGAAAAAGCAGAGGGACCAGAAAGUCGAUGCCCCUCAGACGAGAGGCAAGAAGAAUCCUGCGGAGGAUCUCCCUGGGCAUUCUGAGGCCUCUAAGGACCACGAAUACUCAUACUACAGUUAUGAUGAUGAUGGCGCCUCUCACGUUGAGUACGAAACACGCAGAGGGGGCCAUCGGUCACGACCCCUUUUCGGUUUUCUAUGAUUCGCUUUUUCCCGUCAUGGACGAAAUGGAAGACGGCCCCACCCGGGAAUGACCAGGAUAAGACCGUGUUCCCGAAAGCGUCCACGGAAUCCCCUCAACAACAGGGGCAGUUCGUGUCGACACCGCCGGCACCUCCAUCAUCCCAUAAAAUGCCGUCGGCCUCACUGAAACCCAUCCAGGGAACACGACCUAAGCACCCUCCCCCUCCCCCUCCCCCUCCUCAUUAUCGCCGUAAUAAUUCAGCCCCCUAUCGACACAACGAGAGGGUCCCUCGUCCUAGACCAGCCGCUCUCAAACCAGUGCCAUUCACGAAGACCCCCAACAUCACGAAACCCAUGGACUUGUCCCACCUGAAAGUGCUUUUGCCCAAGAUCCUCGAGAAGUUCGGCCUACCGAAAUCCUUCGGCGAGAAGCUCUUCCAGAACGAAGCCGCUCUGCAGGACACGAUCCUCCAGAUCAUGAAGGACAAGGCCUUCCGCAAUGCCCUGGGCAUGAUCCCGAAGAUGGACCUGCUGAACGCGGACAUGACCAGCCUACUGAGUACCCUGAGUUCCCUCGACCCGACGAUCAUCAUGAACCUCUUGAAGAAUGCUGACUUGUCGAAGGUCACUUCUCUCAUGUCUAGCCUGGGCAUAGACACUUCGUAUAUCAGCGGAGUUUUUAACAGGGCUGGGGCAGCGGCGGAGUAUUCCACCAAGGACGGUGGUGACGACGACAGCAAACUGAUCUACAUCCCUAUCCUGGACACGGGCUCCGUGAACAACGUCCAGGUCCUCGGCUUCAUCGUCAUCCUGUUUUUCCUCCUCACGACGGCGUACGCCUACUUGGAGUACGGCGCUUUUGCUACGGCCAGAAAAGAGAGGCCCGUCCACCAACUAGUCACUAACGAGCAGGUCUUAGGUUACGGGGACACGUCUGAAAUCUGGCUACCCGUGGUAGAAGCCAUCGAGGAAGAGACCCCCUGGAAUCCCCCGCCGCCCAUCCAUAUCCUUCAGCCUUCCCCUACAGAGCCGCCACCACCAGCACCACGCCCACCUACAUUACCCCCUCGCCCGUACACAUUGCCACCGCGCCCACCUACAAUGCCAUCGCGCAGACUCAUAGUACCACCUCGUCCACCAACGGCGUUAUUACCGCCGAGACAGAUCAUCACGGCGGCUCCGAAGAGAGCCACUCUGCCCCCGCCUCGCCCCCGACCUGUCUACCGACCCAUCAGGCGUCGGUUCCGUCCAAAGCUCCGGAGAAGGUACCAGCACCAGCACCAGCACCAGCAGCAGCAGCAGCAGCUGCAGCAGCGGUACCAGCCGACGACGAAGAACGACAGUCCUCUGUACCUGGACUCGCAGGAGAUCCGCCACUUAACUCGCAGGAGACCUGUCUAUAGGCCUAGGGUAGACCGACUGGAACCAGUGUACUACGACUACUAUGACGACUACUACGAAGACGACGACAAGCACGAUUCCGACGACUACCUGUACGAGGACGACUACGAGUAUUACGAUCAGGGGUCGUAUCGGGAGACUGGUGAGCCUUCUAGGUCGGUGGGCGCCAUCAACUACAAGUACUACCCGGCGACGAAGAGGCCAGAGGACCAUCCGUAUUCCUACUACAGCUUCCCGGGACCGAGGGCCUCUGAAGGGACCAAAAAGACCACGACGCCCAAAAGCACCACCACCACUACCACUAGUACUACCACUACUACCACAACACCAAGCACUACUACCACUACAACGCCAUCAACACGUCCCACCAGCAGGUACGCCGACACCAUCAGAACGGCUCAGCCGCCCUUCUCUUCCCUCAGAGAAUAGGUGAGGGCCAGAGGUCGCCCAUCCCAUAGGCCUCCUAAGGGCCAGAGGUCGCCCAUCCCAUAGGCCUUCUAAGGGCCAGAGGUCGCCCAUCCCAUAGGCCUUCUGAGGGCCAGAGGUCACCCUUCCCAUAGGCCUAGUGCUAUCUUCCGACGCGAUUCUUGUGUUGAAAACGCAAGAACAGUAAUCAAAGUUGUUCGGUGAACUCUAAUCAAGAAUAUAAAUAAAAGAAAUAAAAAAAAACGAAAGAAAAAAUUCGCUAAUGAUCUCCAGCUUCGAAGAUACAGGCGAAGGCAUUGUUACAACCAUAUAAUUUAUUUGUUCGUUAUUUAUUGUGUAUUUAUUGUUAUUGUUUCUGUCGUGUUGUUGAUUCUUUACUGUCGUUGUUUUGUUUGAUUUUUUGGCGUUGUUGUUGCUUGACGAACCACUGAAAGUGGUACGACGUACCAGUACAUAAUACUCUUUGCAUAGUGAUAAGGAGCGUGUCAUUCUUCCAUUGGAGGCUAUGACAGCUUAGUUUAAGAAUACGUCUCUGAGUUGCUUCGAAAAUAUCUUGAGUGAAAUGCCAGUAUACUCUCAGCUAAUUCGUUUCAACUUUGCUUUUUAGAAUUCCGAUUUAUCUGUUUCACGUUUGACAGUUUUUAUGAAGUGUUUUUUUUUUCUCUCUUUUUUUUUAAAGAUAGCGGCUGUGAUGCUUCCCUUAGUACAAUAUCCUUUGAUUAUUUUUUUCGACUUUUUUUUUCAAUGUUUCAAUGAGGAAGUAUAUUCCUUUUGAUCGGUGACCUAUAUCCUAUAACUACUCAUUAUGACGUUUCAGCUUUACCUCGUAAGUGACGUGGAAAAUAAGUGGUUUUUUUUGGGGGGGUCCUUCCAUUCUAAGCUUAAUUCUGUGUAUUUCCGAUUUUUUUUUAGUUCGUUUAGCUGUACAAGUGAUGAGCAACGCUCGACACGAUCUUCCAUGAUCGUUACUGUGCGUUCAACCUCUGCUAUUUCCCAUCAAAUACUCUACAAGCCAAAUUCAGCUUAAUUAGCAUAUGCAAUAGAUGUCAUUUUUUAAUUCUCUGGGUCUUAUGUCGAUGUUGAUUACUGAUUGUCGUUGUUUCAGGAUUGAUUUAAUAGAAUAAAAUCAUAAUUCUAAAAAUGUACAUAUAGAUACAAAACUGGUUACCCGUUCCCCGUACAUUUUGACGACUAAAGUAUAUUAAUUAGCUAAAGUAAUAGAUUAAUCUUGUAUGCAUAAGAAAAAUCAAAUGAUUCGUAAAUGUGAGAUUUUUUCUUACUGAAUAUUUCUGUUCCUUCACAAGUGAAAUUAAAACAUUUAAAAAAAUGAGAAUUUCUUAUUUAUCCGAAGAGUCUUAAAUAUUUAUAAAUACGUAGCUCCUAUGCUUAUUAAAUGACACUUGAAUAUUUAUCGGAAUACACUGCAAUGUUUAUCAAAGGGGACUGCAAUGUUUGUCAAAUGUAACCCACUGGAGUUUAUCAAGUGAGCCUCGACAAUAUUUACGAAACGAAACUAGUAUUUGUUAGACGUAUAUUUAUAAGUUGAUACUCUGCUCAUCAUAAUGAAACUGUAUACUUUAUCAAAACAGAUAUGUUUUUCAAAUAAGACUGAAAAAUUCUCAUCAGACGAGACACUGCGAAGGUCAUCAAAUGAUCAAAUGAGUCUGCAAUGUUUGUUGAAUGAGAAUCUGUAAUGUUUAUCAAAUAGGAGUCUAAUGUUUAUCAAAUCAGAAUCUAUAAUGUUUAUCAAAUACGAGUCUGUAUUGCUUAUCAAAUGAGAAUCUGCAAUGAUUAUCAAAUACUAGUCUGUAAUAUUUAUCAAACGUGAUUCUGUUUUGCUUAUCAAAUGAAAAUCUGUCAUAUCUAUCAAAUUAACAUCGAUGAUUUUUGUCAGAUACUGAUCUUUAAUGUUAAUGCAAUAUGAGUCUAUAAUGUUUACCGAACGAGAAUCUAUAUUGUUUAUCAAAUGAG